Messenger RNA from Tripterygium wilfordii, 1515 nucleotides. Its product is annotated as eukaryotic translation initiation factor 4B3-like. The record is from RefSeq and is a predicted model, not a curated record. Bases 76 to 1233 code for a protein of 385 amino acids. The transcript is spliced from 2 exons. Lineage: Eukaryota; Viridiplantae; Streptophyta; Magnoliopsida; Celastrales; Celastraceae. Gene Ontology annotation, molecular function: mRNA binding; translation initiation factor activity.
CGUUUUCUUUCGUAAGCUGCUAAACAACGCAACCCAGCAAGAGUUCUGGCAACCACAUACCGAGAGAGAGAGAGUAUGGCGGCAACCGUGUCUGCUUGGUCCAAACCCGGCGCCUGGGCUUUAGACGCCGAAGAGCACGAGGCCGAAGUCCGACAGCAACAGAAAUCCGAUGUUCUCGGGGAGCAACUCGCCGAUUUUCCUUCCCUGGCGGCGGCUUCCACCAAAACCAAGAAGAAGAAGAAGCCCCAGACCCUCUCCUUAGCAGAGCUCGCUGCUUACACCUCCACUCAGCCGACCCAGCCUAAGGGGCUCACUCACGAGGAUCUCCUCAACCUCCCCACCGGCCCUCGCGAGCGGUCCGCUGAAGAGCUGGACCGGUCUCGGCUUGGCGGCGGCUUUAAAUCUUACGGAGUCAAUAACCGUUACAAUUCCAAUUCCAAUUCCAACAGUGAUGAGUCUCGAUGGGGCUCGUCUAGGGGUUCUGAUGAGACUAGGAGACAGGGGAGUUUCGGUAGGGACGCAAGUAGAGAAUCUGUGCCGUCACGGGCCGAUGAGAUCGACGAUUGGUCUGCAACGAAGAAAUCAAUGCCUGGGAAUGGCUUUGAGAGAAGUGAGAGGAGAGAUAGAGGCGCUUUCUUUGGUUCCCAAUCGAAAGCGGACGAAUCAGAUAGCUGGUUUGCCAAUAAGCGCGAGCCAAGGGGGUUCGGUUCUAACGGCGGUGGGUUUGACAGGAGAGGGAGUUUCGAUUCACUGUCGAGGGAUAGAGGGGAUAAGCAAGUCUCGAACGGAAGUGGCGAUGAUGGUUGGGGGCGGAAGAAGGAGGAUACCAAUGGGGGUGUAGCAAGGCCUCGGCUUGUCUUGCAGCCGAGAACUCUUCCUGUCAGUGACGCGGCUGCUGCGGCGACUAUGGCCAAGCCUAAGGCUGCGAGCCCAUUCGGUGAAGCGAGGCCCAGAGAAGAGGUUUUGGCAGAGAAAGGGAAGGACUGGAAGGAGAUUGAUGAAAAGAUUGAAUCUUUGAAAGUCAAUAAUAAAGAGACAGUGAGAGAGAGGAAGGAGGGGUCGUUCGGGAGGAGUUUCGGGAGUGGAUCCAGUUUAGCUGAUGCUCGUGCUGAGAAGAGCUGGAGGAAGAGUGAUUCUGUUGAUUCGGAUUCUCGACCUCAUAGUGUGGAUAAAAGUGCUGAUGGAAAUGCGGAGGAGAAUGAGACUGAAGAUGCUGAAAAUAAUGAAAAUUGAGGAUUCCUUCAUAUGAUCUCGAGGGUUGUUAACAAGGGAGAGAAUUUUGAACUUACUAUUAAGUGGUUGGAUUAUUGAGACCUUCUGUUUUUGUUUGUAUUAUUAUUAUUAUUAUUAUUAUUUUUGGGGGAUUGAGUAUUUUGUGGAACACAGUGGAGACAGUUUUGGUAGAUUUGUAAACAGUUAAACACUAGUGUGGCCCUUGGGGCAUUGUUUGUAGGUGCUACUCUUGUUAUUCUUCUGUUCUGCUAUUUUAUCAAAUUUUGUCUUCUCUUAUGUUGA